Cicer arietinum (chickpea) is the source of this 1782-nucleotide messenger RNA. Its product is annotated as pectate lyase-like. Gene Ontology annotation, molecular function: pectate lyase activity. Lineage: Eukaryota; Viridiplantae; Streptophyta; Magnoliopsida; Fabales; Fabaceae. The record is from RefSeq and is a predicted model, not a curated record.
AACUAAUUUACUUCAUUCUUUCAUUUGUAGUGUCCCCAAUAACAAGUGUUCUUUUCAUUUUGUUGGCCUGGGGUUAGCUUCAAUAAUAUUUGAAGUUAAAACCUUUGGUCAACAUUAAUUAGAAAAACAAAAAAAAAGCAAUAAUAUAAUGGCAAGAUCACUUGACAUUAUCCUUUUUUUACUUUGUUUGGCAGUUCUCACUCCUACAUUAAAUGCCAAUCCAUUAGAGAAAAAUGAGUAUUGGGAAGAACAUGUACCUGAGUUUGAUUCAUAUUGGCAAGAAAGAGCUAAAGUUGCUAAAGAAGCCAAUCAAGCUGCUUAUUUUGUUGAUCCUUAUGCAGUUUCUGGCAACUUUACAGCUACUGUUAGCGAAAUCAUAGCUGCAAAGAGUGCUAGAAGGAGCUUGAGGGGAAACAAUAAUGGAACAUGCAUGGCUACAAAUCCCAUUGACAGAUGCUGGAGGUGUGACCCAAAUUGGGCUAACAACCGUCAGAAGCUUGCAGACUGUGUUCAAGGAUUCGGCCGUAACACCCGCGGUGGUAAAGGCGGUCCAUUCUACGUUGUCACCGAUCCUUCCGACAACGAAUUGUUGGACCCAAAACCAGGUACUCUUCGUCACGCCGUUACACGUAACGGUCCUCUUUGGAUCACAUUCGCUCGUAGCAUGGUCAUCACACUCCAACAAGAGCUUAUUAUGUCUAGUGACAAAACCAUUGAUGGUAGAGGUGUUGAAGUUUACAUUGCCAAUGGUGCUGGUAUCACUGUUCAAUUUGUUAAGAAUAUUAUCAUCCAUGGUAUUAAGAUUUACAACAUUAAAGUUAAGGAAGGUGGUAUGAUUAGAGAUUCUGAGUCUCAUUAUGGUUUUAGAACCAAGAGUGAUGGUGAUGGUAUUUCCAUUUUUGGUGCCAGUAAUGUUUGGAUUGAUCAUGUUUCCAUGAGAAAUUGUACUGAUGGUUUGAUUGAUGCUAUCAUGGGUUCAACUGCUAUUACCAUCUCCAACGGUCAUUUCACUGACCAUAACGAGGUGAUGCUUUUCGGUGCUAGUGAUGAUUAUUCAGAUGAUAAGAUCAUGCAAAUCACAUUGGCAUUCAACCACUUUGGAAAGAGAUUAGUCCAAAGAAUGCCUAGGGCUAGAUUUGGUUUUGUCCAUGUUGUUAACAACGAUUACACUCACUGGGAAAUGUACGCCAUGGGAGGUAGCCAGAACCCUACCAUCAUUAGCGAGGGUAACAGGUUUAUUGGACCAGACAACGUAAUGGUUGGCGGAAAUCAAUUGAAUCUUAAAGAGGUGACAAAGAGGGAAUACACAGACGAGAGUGUGUGGAAAAACUGGCAAUGGAGAUCAAUCAAUGAUGAGUUUUUGAAUGGAGCAUACUUUAUUCAAUCUGGACCAGAGCUUAAAAACAGACCAUUUUCAAAGAAAGACAUGAUCACAGCUAAGCCAGGAAGUUAUGUUGGAAGACUUACACGAUAUUCUGGAAACCUACAAUGUCGUGUGGGUAAACCUUGUUAGUGUUUUGGUCAUUUGUAUUCCUGUCACUUCUACUCAUUGCUACAAAUGUGGCAUAUGGCAAAGGAGAUAAAGAGGACCAAUAUGGAGUGUCUUAUAUAUAUAUAGGCAUAGAGUUUGCCUAAUAGUUUUUUUUUCUUGUCUACUUUUCCUUCAAUUUUGUUAAGGAAAAGAUUGUUCCAAGAAAAUCUUUAUUCCAAUGCUACAAAAGUACAAGAAAAGGGGUGUUACAUUACUGCCAAUAAAAUUUAUUCAAUUCUUUUUGUUAUUUU